AUGGCGGGGCCCGGGGCGGCCGCGGCGGCGCUGCUCCCGGCGGUCCUGCUGGCGGUGCUGGCGCCCUGGGCCGGCCGCGGGGGCGCCGCCGCCCCCACCGCCCCCAACGGCACGCUGGGCGCCGAGCUGGAGCGCCGCUGGGAGAGCCUGGUGGUGCGCUCGCUGGCGCGCCUGCCGGUGGCCGCGCAGCCCAAGGAGGCGGCCGUCCAGAGCGGCGCCGGCGACUACCUCCUGGGCAUCAAGCGGCUGCGGCGGCUCUACUGCAACGUGGGCAUCGGCUUCCACCUCCAGGUGCUCCCCGACGGCCGCAUCGGCGGCGUGCACGCGGACACGAGCGACAGCCUGCUGGAGCUCUCGCCGGUGGAGCGGGGCGUGGUGAGCAUCUUCGGCGUGGCCAGCCGGUUCUUCGUGGCCAUGAGCAGCAAGGGCAAGCUGUACGGCUCGCCCUUCUUCACCGAGGAGUGCAAGUUCAAAGAGAUCCUGCUCCCCAACAACUACAAUGCCUACGAGUGCUACAGGUACCCGGGCAUGUUCAUUGCCCUGAGCAAGAACGGGAAGACCAAGAAAGGGAGCCGAGUGUCCCCCACCAUGAAGGUCACCCACUUCCUCCCCAGGCUGUGACUCCAGGCAUCCUGCCUCAGUUUCCCAAUGCUCAGGAGACUUUCUCCAGAUGGACAAUUUAAUGCCAGAGUAGGUGUAAGAUAUUUAAAUUAAUUAUUUAAAUGUGUAUAUAUCGCCACCAAAUUAUUUAUGGUUCUGUGGGUGUGUUUUGUAUUUUUCUGGAGAAAAAAAAAAAGAAAAGAAAAAAAAAAAAACCCAAACCUGAGUUUUCUAGUAAGACCGGUGAAGACCUUUCCACUGGAUUUAUUUAACUUGUCAAAAAGUUGUCACAAGUGUGCUGCUACUCUGUGUUUUUAAAAACGGUGACGUCAGACUCCAGUCUCAACCCUGCUUUGCACGGUCCCUUGUACUGUGGUGCUGAGCAUCUCUGUGUCUGGAGAGGCCUUCCUGGGGCCAUGGAGCCAGCUAAGGACCCUCCCAGCCCUGGCUCUGCUCCUAGCAUCCUCCGGCGCCCCACUCCUUUGUGCCCUGUUGCUAUUCAUCGGGACAUAUCGCCUUACUUCGGGUACAGAAAAUGCACUGUGGGAGUGCACCACUGUCACUCUGUUUUUAGAUCUGCCAAGACUGACCUUUGAACUUUUCUGUAGUCAAUCUUCCUCCAUCUCCCCGAUGGGGGAGACUCUUAGACAACUUUAUAAACUCCUGUUUUCCUUUUUUGGCUCAGCCACAGCCCAUGUUUCUCUGUGGCCACUGAGGAAGAGGCAAAAACAAAGCAAUUUUGUGAAUCCGACGGAAAGGAACCCAUCUCCCGCUGAAAAGCUGGAAGUGGAUAGAUGGGUAUAUUUGCAACCACAACCAAAGCCCGAGUGAUAAAAUACAAUUUGUGGUAGCUGGUACUUCUGAUAAGUCAUAGAAUAUAGAUUUUGUUUGUUUGUUUUAAUGUGCUUCCCUGUGCCUGGGAAGAUUUGAGCUAGAACUAGCUGUUCUUUUUAGAUGGAAUGUCCUUGUCAUUGUACAAAAACACUUAAUGCAGUGUUUGCAUGGAGGAAGGUGCCGCUUCUCUCCAUUGCAUUACCUGAUGAAGUGGACUUAACAUCUACCUCGAAACCCUUAACCCACUCAUCUGGUGAAAUCUGCAGAAAGCUCAGACCCGGCGCAGGCGUUCCCUAUCCCAAGUGGCUCUUUUUCCAUAUGUAGCCAAAGAGGAUUGCAGAUAGCGUCGGUGCGUCCCAUUGAAACCUUGUCACGUUUGAGCUAUCUUUACCCCGUGAUUUACUUUUAGUAAGGAUAAUCAUGGUGAAAAUAUUUGCAGACAGCUGUUAGAGUGCACUAUAUGGUCACCAAGUAACCUUAUAUUUUUCUUUAUAUAUUUUACAAAUGUAACCCCUGUCGCUGCAGCAAAGAUGGAAGAGGCAGGGUCGGUGAUGUUUAAAAAAAGUCCUGAGGUGAUGGCAAACAUUUAAUUUUAAUGAAUGACUUUUUAGAGUUUAUACAAAAUGACCUUAGCUCGCUACCAGAAAUGCUCCGAAUGUUUUGUCAAGACUUUAAUGCUCUCCUAGGAUGUUUCUGAACCACCUCCCAAAUUAACUUUAUGGGAGUCUACAGACAGCAAGACUGGAAAAGGCUGAUUGGAGUUUGUGUCUUUCACAUUCCUUUUUAAAACUCUUUGUUCGAAUGCAAAUCAUCUACUUAAAAUACUGUCCUUAAACCAAGGCCUUGGAGGAGGAAGGAAGCCGCUCGUGAAGCCUGAUGGCUGGACUGUACAUCUCAACCGGCCGUCCCCGUCCGUGCGGUGAAAUAAAAAAUGUUUUCAAUUUUAAAUUGCGUCCUAGGCUCCAGGAGUCUUGAGCAGAGGGGAUGCUCCCAGGUCUCGGUGCUGAUGGGGGGGAGGGGGCGGGGCUGGAAUGUGUGGACAUUCGGUAUUUCAAAUACUCGCUUCCUAAGUCUUAGCUGCCUUGGGAUGAUGGCACGAUGUCUCAUCUCAGAGCCCAAUCCGAUUGUCAGGAAUGAAGAUGUCUUAAGUGCAGAAUGUGGUGAUCCUUGGCCACUUGCUAGUCAGCGAGCCUUGUGGGAAGCGUAUAGAGAUGUCAUUGGACCUCUGCAAUAUUGCAAAGUGUUUUCUACUGUCGUGAUGGGAUCUAAGGUUUCUGUACUUUCCGCGGUUUGCAGGAUCUGUCUGUAGUUUUAUACAGGUGCUGAGCCCUAUUGUGAUGUAUGUGCUGUGCACAUUGACAUAUGCCGA
This is a messenger RNA of Canis lupus familiaris (dog), 2803 nucleotides long. It is a transcript of the gene FGF4, whose product is annotated as fibroblast growth factor 4. Gene Ontology annotation, cellular component: cytoplasm. The record is from RefSeq and is a predicted model, not a curated record. NCBI's taxonomy places the organism in Eukaryota, Metazoa, Chordata, Mammalia, Carnivora, Canidae. The coding region runs from base 1 to 621 and encodes 206 amino acids. Gene Ontology annotation, biological process: fibroblast growth factor receptor signaling pathway; positive regulation of protein phosphorylation; positive regulation of cell population proliferation. Gene Ontology annotation, molecular function: fibroblast growth factor receptor binding; growth factor activity. The transcript has 3 exons.